Molecule: messenger RNA, 9630 nt
Organism: Phasianus colchicus (ring-necked pheasant)
Lineage: Eukaryota; Metazoa; Chordata; Aves; Galliformes; Phasianidae
Gene: FRMD4A
Product: FERM domain containing 4A
Biological process (GO): establishment of epithelial cell polarity
Cellular component (GO): cytoskeleton; bicellular tight junction; adherens junction
Source: RefSeq, a predicted model, not a curated record
AAAAUAAUCACUGGACACUGGAGAUAGUGUGUUAGUUCACAUUCAUUGUUAUAGCAUUUUGUCUUAAUCUAGAUCCUCUCCAGCAAGCCAGCACAGGUUACCAAAAGAAGGUAACAAGGAUCCAAGGAAAUGGCACAAAAGUAGAUGCCAGAAUGGAAUUUCUAAUGAAUCAUAGGGAAGCCAGACUUCUCCCAGGUUCCAACAGACUUUGCAUGCAAGCUUGUUUUUAGCAACUGAAAGCAUCAGCAUUGCCAGAAAAUCCAACUUUGAAAAUAUCAGCUGAAAACCACAAUUCAGUUUCUCUUAAUACACAACAGACCACAGGCUCUGAUCCUCCGGUUGGUCCCAAUGGCCUGUGAGAUGCUCUGCUGGCUUCAGUGGGGCAGUAUUUGAUCAUUUGGAUCACUGCAAAUAGAGAUGAUGUUAGCAAGUUUGAGAAUACCAUCAAAACUGACGAAUCAGGCUGGAAACAGAAUACAGAAGGGUGCAGCAAUGGGUGGACAACUCAAUUUGCUGGGUAUAGAGUGGAGAAACAAAUACCUUUGAAAAACUGAAUCUAGUAAUAAGAAGAUCUGGCCCUGCAUUUGCUUGCAAAUUGCCUGCCGUUUAGUUCUGUAGACUGCUGUGACAGGAGGGAUUUAUUGGUAAUUCUUCAGAUCUUUAUGAGUUAUUUGCUAUAGGACAUCAUCCAAGUAUUAAUUUUUGCAGCUCUGGGGGGAACAUUUUAUGAUCUGACAGACAGACAGUAGCGCUUCAGCUGCCCCCACGUCUCCACAUUAACUAUGAAUGAGUUUCUGUGUUGCUGACACAGCAACAAGCCAGAGCUGGGCAAGAGGAGACAUCAGCUGGUGGUCCAGGCAGUGUCCUAGCACUCUCCCAGCUGUCAAUAACAGCAUGGCAGCUGCCUGGAGGAGAACAGCUGAAAUGACAAGGGAGAAGGUCCUUAAGCUCUGCUGAUCUUCCUUCUGACCUGUGAAUGAUUUUGCUUGUUUUCCCUGGCACAUACUGGGCUUACACCUCCAUCCCAGAGUAGGAGGCAGAAAGUGACCUCUUUGCUGUAUGAUCCUCCUUGCAGGACUGUGUGAAUGAAUAAGGAAUCCAAAGAACUAUUUGAGAAGCCAGUGUCAGGCAGCUAAGGUGGGAUUCAUCUGGUCAUCAGCAUUUCUUCAAUGCAGACAAUUCCAUCUGAACUAGGGGCCUCAGCUCCCUUUACUGUCAGUGGAGAGAAGCAACAAUAAUAUCCUCCCAGAGAAACCACCCAAACAGAUUGGAUGAACUGUGCUCUGGAAUACCUCUUCCCACAGUUUGACUAGUCCAGAGUAUAGAAAGGUGAAAGGCAGUAAGUCCUAUUAAUGCCUUGAUUGAUAAUUCAAGCUUUAUUUUUUAUCCAAAAGAAAAUGGAACCAAGGAUGAUAUUUUUCUUGCACUACCAUCUGCAGAUCUCAAAAUAUUGUAAAGGAACAUAUUCAGUAUUGUGAGAGAGCAAUGGAGGCAUGGAGAGUGUUGCCUGUAUUUCUUUAGGAAAAUUAAGGACUAUCCCACAUCUUUUAGUAUGGUUUGAGAACAUAAGUUUAUGCUGUUCAAGAGGCUCCUUGGCAUCCAGUCUAUCCUUUUAAGGAAAUGGGCCAUCAAUUGGCUUCCAUACCCAAGGGAUAUGGUCCAGGAAUAUAUCUGUCAUAAUAAUUUGUAAGAAAGCAGUGCACAGCCAGAACCACAUUAGGCAACCAGCAGGCAGGUGCAUUUAUCUGUUCCUUGAAUGGCACUAAUAUUAAAGCUCGAUCUAUACCAUAAAAUGUGCUGAGUAGAAACCAAAGCUAAGAGCAUUUUUUGCUGGAGAAACUCCACUAUUUUUUGAGAAGUCAUUCCUCAUUUAUUCCUGUACGAGACAGAGGAAUUGCAUGCAUCCAUGUGCAAUCAGGGGUUUAAAAGAUAAUUUCAAAGGGUUGUAAGCUCCCUCUGUCCAUCUUCUUAAUUAAGAAUGAUGGUUAUUGGAGAUCUUCCAUUGCUGAACACUCUUGUAAUUCAGUUAUUGCUCCAAAAGUAAUCCUGUUUAUGAUAAUCAUAGCAGGAGAGCUGAGCUUUGCCUUCAUAUGCACGCCUGUACAUCCAUGGUACUUGCUGAGAUCCGUGGGCUGAAUAUGGUUUUAUAACUGUUGAAUUUCAUUACAGUUAUUUUCAAAGCAUUAAAAUUAUUCUGAGGGAUUUGAUGGGAAAGAUGACCAUUGCUUUACCCACGUAAUUUGUCACUGACUCCAUCAGCACCAUGUAACUGCUGUGGUGUGCUGGUGGGACAUUUCUUCACCCUGCCCCAGUAAGACCCAUUUUAUUUUCACAGGAUGAGUUGGUGAGUGAGGAAAGCAGUUACUAUGACAAAUGCCAGGCUUGUAGGAGAACAGCUGGCCCUGCGGAUGAACCGACAGACUGCCUCCUCUGAAUCACUCUUUGGUGUCUGCGCUUGUGUUUUUGUUCCUCUGCCUUCUUCCUGGCUUUACCAGGGACAGACACACAGUCCUCAGCUCCCCCGUGACAGGGCCCCACUCCCCAUCUGUGUACAGAACAUCCUGUUUGUCGUGUCACAGUGUGGAAUGUCCUCCUUGUGACAUCACAGAACAGAGCAUCCUGUGUGUCACAGGAGGAUAUGCAUGGCCACAGCCUGUAACAUCACUGAGAGCAUUAUGAAUGGUGUCAGCAGAGGUGGGCCCUGCAUGGACAGGGGAAAUUCUUUUUGGCAGAGACACUGGCCCCAGACAGAUGUUCCUGGCACAAGCAUGCAUAUGGGGAAGGCAGCAAUGGGAAGUUGUAGCCAUAUUAGUGAGGACCGAGUCAUUGAACACUACAAGAAACUAAAUGGCCAGACAAGAGGCCAAGCAAUUGUGAAUUACAUGAGUAUUGUAGAAUCCCUCCCAACAUAUGGAGUGCAUUAUUACGCAGUAAAGGACAAGCAGGGAAUUCCGUGGUGGUUAGGACUUAGCUAUAAGGGGAUUUUUCAAUAUGACUACCAUGACAAAGUGAAACCAAGAAAGAUAUUCCAAUGGAGGCAGCUGGAGAACCUCUAUUUCCGCGAGAAGAAGUUCUCGGUGGAGGUGCACGAUCCGCGCAGGGCAUCUGUGACCAGGAGGACUUUUGGGCAUAGUGGUAUUGCUGUGCAUACGUGGUACGCCUGUCCAGCACUGAUAAAGUCUAUCUGGGCUAUGGCCAUUAGUCAACAUCAGUUCUACCUGGACAGAAAGCAAAGCAAGUCCAAGAUUCAUGCUGCAAGAAGCCUGAGUGAGAUUGCAAUUGACCUGACCGAAACUGGAACGCUCAAGACCUCAAAGUUGGCCAACAUGGGGAGCAAAGGGAAAAUUAUCAGCGGCAGCAGCGGGAGUCUUCUGUCAUCAGGUUCCCAAGAGUCAGAUAGUUCUCAAUCUGCCAAGAAAGACAUGCUGGCUGCACUGAAAUCCAGGCAAGAAGCCUUGGAAGAGACGCUGCGCCAACGCUUGGAAGAGCUGAAGAAACUGUGUCUCCGAGAAGCGGAGCUCACAGGAAAGCUGCCACGAGAAUAUCCCCUCGAUCCUGGGGAGGAGCCACCCAUUGUAAGGAGAAGAAUAGGAACUGCCUUUAAACUGGAUGAGCAGAAAAUCCUGCCUAAGGGAGAGGAGGCAGAGCUGGAACGCCUGGAGAGGGAGUUUGCCAUUCAGUCCCAGAUAACAGAGGCUGCCCGGCGCCUGGCGAGUGACCCGAACGUCAGCAAAAAACUGAAGAAACAGAGGAAGACUUCCUACCUGAAUGCACUGAAGAAACUACAGGAGAUUGAAAACGCCAUUAAUGAGUAUCGCAUCAAAUCUGGAAAGAAGCCAACCCAGAGAGCUUCCUUGAUCAUAGAUGAAGGAAACAUUGCCAGUGAAGACAGUUCCCUCUCGGAUGCCCUUGUUCUUGAGGAUGAGGAUUCUCAGGUCACCAGCACAAUAUCCCCUCUCCACUCCCCACACAAAGGACUCCCACCCCGGCCACCCUUGCACAACAGGCCUCCGCCUCCACAGUCACUGGAAGGCCUCCGCCAAAUGCAUUACCACCGUAACGACUAUGACAAGUCCCCCAUCAAACCCAAGAUGUGGAGCGAGUCAUCCUUGGAUGAACCCUAUGAGAAGGUCAAGAAACGCUCCUCACACAGUCAUUCCAGCAAUCACAAGAGGUUCCCCAGCACCGGGAGCUGCGCUGAGGCAGGAGGGAGCAGCUCCCUACAGAACAGCCCCAUCAGGAGCCUUCCCCACUGGAACUCCCAGUCCAGCAUGCCCUCGACGCCGGAUCUACGGGUACGCAGUCCACACUACGUCCACUCCACACGGUCAGUAGACAUCAGCCCGACCAGACUGCACAGCUUAGCUCAGCACUUUAGACACCGGAGCUCCAGUUUGGAGUCACAAGGCAAGCUCCUCGGCUCAGAAAAUGAGACAGGGAGCCCUGAUUUCUACACCCCAAGGACUCGUAGCAGUAACGGCUCUGACCCUAUGGAUGACUGCUCAUCCUGCACCAGCCAUUCCAGCUCUGAGCAUUACUACCCUGCUCAGAUGAACCCCAACUAUUCCACCCUGGCAGAGGACUCCCCAUCGAAAGCCAGAGAACGACAGAGGCAAAGGCACAAAUCAGCAGGCAACCUGGUCUCUUCCAAUUCAGGGAGCAUGCCCAACCUGGCUGCGAGGAAUGGAACUGGGCACCACCGGGUCUACCUGCACAGCCAGAGCCAACCCUCUUCCCAAUACAGGAUCAAAGAGUAUCCCCUGUACAUCGAGGGCAGCUCCACACCCGUGGUGGUGCGCAGCCUGGAGAACGACCAGGAGGGACACUACAGUGUGAAAGCACAAUUCAAAACCUCCAACUCCUACACAGCGGGGGGGAUGUUUAAGGAGAACUGGCAUGGGGACGAAGCGGAUUCCGUUCGGCUCACCCCCUCCCGCUCCCAAAUCAUAAGGACUCCAUCUCUGGGCAGGGAGGGCCACGAGAAGGGCUCGGGUAGGACUGCCGUGUCAGAUGAGCUGCGGCUCUGGUACCAGCGGUCCACAGCCUCCCACAAGGAGCACAGCCGCCUCUCGCACACGAGCUCCACUUCCUCGGACAGCAGCUCCCAGUACAGCACAUCUUCUCAAAGCACCUUUGUGGCGCACAGCAGGGUCACGAGAAUGCCUCAGAUGUGUAAAGCAACAUCAGCUGCCUUACCUCACAGCCAGAGGAGUUCAACACCAUCGAGUGAACUUGCAGCCACGCCACCAGGCAGUCCCCACCACAUUCUUGCAUGGCAGACUGGGACUUACAAUGAUAGCUGUUUCCUGGAUUCUCCCCUCUAUCCAGAAUUAGCAGAUGUCCAGUGGUAUGGACAGGAAAAAGCCAAGCCUGGGACUCUAGUGUGAACCCCUGACCUCAAAUUAAUCACAUCAAUGCCAUUCUGAGAUCACCUCACUGCCUCUCAUUUGCCUUACCCAGAUGCACUGUCACCCAGCACCAGCUUCAACUCUAAGCACUUUUCUCACGAUGCAAUUCAAGAUGACAUUACAGAGCAUUGGCCCUGAGACAUCCACCACGACCGAGCAGGAUGGCAGCGCGUCCCAUCGCCAGCCCAGCACAUCCCUGCAGAGCCUGUGGCACAGCGGGUGCAAUCAAGGCACACGUGUGAGCAGCCAUCUCAGCAGCUGGCAAUGGAAAAAAUGAUUUUUUUCCUUUUAAACAACGGGAGCCUGUCCAGGCUUACAUCAGAUCUUGCUGUUUCUGUGGCAUGUAACGGCAGUCAGAUUUCCAUGACCUGCAAUCUGAUCCAACAGAGUAUUAAUUUAAAAAGGGGGGGGGGGGGGGAGGGGUCAACACAAAUUGAAACAGAGGCUGAGAAUUACUCCUGAAAGUGCUUCUUUCAUGAAAAAAUACAAAAAAAAAGGUAAAAUCCUCUCACUUCAAAUACAUCUAAGAGUCUCGCAGUCAGAUCAGCGCUGCCAAAGUCACCCAACCAGUGUCAAUGGGAUGAGUUUGUUCAGCGAGUUCUCGCUACAAGAACAUCUCUUAUUUAACUCAACAACAGACACAACCACCUCCUGCAAAACAGCACCUACUUCUUUGCUUUGAGCCCAUCCAAACAGAACCCCACGCACUGAAGACACUCUGGAGGUCUGGGUUGGUAUCACAGCAUCUACAAGCUACUAUCAGACUGGACAAACAAGGUGUACAAAGGCAUUAUCUACAGCAGAGGUGAGAACUGCUCCUCACAGCAUCUCUGUGGCUGGCAAAGCUGCUUACCAACACACAGAGCUUAGGGUAGUGCUGUUGGUUCUCUCAGACUCUGUGGAAGAUAAAAAUGGUCAAAAAACCUUUCUACAAGCAGAUACAGCCAAUGAAUUCUAACCUGUCUCUGCACAAAGCAUUAACGUCAAAUCAAAGGGAAAGCACAUCACAAUCUAAUUGACACGGUGAAGCUGCAUUAACAUAUCUGUUCCAAUUAUCUCACCUUCGUUAGCACCAGUGUAGCAAAGGGCUCGUCACCAGCGCACCGCUGGCUGGGAGAACCGGUCUGUCAGGAAGCAUGGGAGCAGCUUGGGUUUAGCAAGCAGCAGACGAAGCAAAAUUUCACAUGGAAAGCAACCACAAGAAAGAGAAGUCACCGAAUGAGGCGUUCAACGCGAGCAGGAGCUGCCUACUGAUACCACAAGGAGUUGGACGGGGGAGUCAUGGAAGGAGCUGCAAGUUUACACUUACCUUUGAGCAAUGCUUUAUACAUGUCAAGCCAUGGAACUUUCAAAGGCCUCAAAGACACUUUUGUAAUGAACAAGUGCACAAUCUCGGUGGAUGUUGAAGCUGGCACGUCUAGUCUUCACUGCGGUGCUAUGCUGUUUUUAUUGCCACUAGAUGGGGGAGGCGCCCGGCCGUUCCCCAUUUGCGCGUGCAAACAAUGAUUUCCUAUGGGAAAGGCAUUACAGAAACGGCUGGAGGGGGUUACUAUGUGAAAAGCAGAAACUGAAGUUAGCUUUAGUUGAAAACAAAACAGAAGUGCGAGUGUGUGUGCGUGUUCCAAGAAUAACAACAGCGUCUACCAGACCGCGUAGGGCAAAACGUUCAAAAUGAAACACCGUGACUUGGGGGCUGCCACACCUUUCGGCAUCAGGAUUGCUGGAAAACUGCAUUCCAGGCUUUAAAAGAGAAUGGGUUCUUCGUAAUUAGACUUGGAAAGAUGAUGGGGUUUCUAAAAAUGAAUGCGAGCCCGCUCGUGCUAAUUCCUUUCCCCAGUGUGCAUUUGGGAUGUUUGCUUCAGCCCUGAGCCCACGCCUGCAGUUCUGCUGCCUGGCAUCAGUGGUAGGGCUGCUCUGACACACUUCUCUCUGUGCUUUGGGCUUGUUAGCAUGGGAAUUGGCUUAAACUCCUAAUUGGAUUUUUAGGUGGAUGGGAGAUAGCACUGAUUACUGACGUGCGCUGCUAAGAUUCCGCAGCUAAAGUGAAAGAAUUAAAUAAGGACCAAAUUAAGCAGCAGCAAAUUAGCCCAUGGAUUUUUUUAGGGGCUCUGAGCAACUGUCUGUUUUCUUUUUAAUUUCCCCGCUAAGUGGCUUUGGGUUGGUUGUUUUUUUUUUUUUAAUUAUUUUCUGUGUACCUUUAAUUAAAAAGAAUUCAACAACAGCGGCACUACGGGGCCUCUGGGCACUACAGGAGCAGUAAUUCCUCCAAGACAAGAUCUGCAGUUUUGCAGCAAAGGUUCAAAGGUGGCAGCCCUGAAAUUAGGGGAGAAAAAAAAAAACCAAGUCAGCCUGAAUUGCAAACAGGCUCGAGUCGAGAAAGCUUUCAAGAAAUGGAUUGGGUUUUGCUUUGUGUUCUGCUUUUCUGUUCUGCAAUCAAGGCACACGUGAGCAGCCAGUCUGGUAGUAAAGACAGAUUAAGUAAAACAGGUUUUACUGUUUAGCUCAAUUCAAUUAAACACAAAUGUACAUAAAAUGUUAAUCAUGUGAGAUUAACAUAUUGAAGUAUAACGCGGAGGGGUGCAUAACUAGCUAUUAUAUACGAGCACUUGACUACCAACGUGACCCCUCCUUUCCUUUUUUAGUUUUCAAGGCUCCAUCUGCCAUGAAGCCACCGUUGCGUUCUCAGUCUCCCCGUCUGCAGGUCCCUCUGGUUGGGCAGCAGUCUGGCACGGCCCCCCGCCGCGCUCUGCUGUGGGCAGGGUUUCUUUUUAAACGCUGUGAUAUGCAGUCGAGUGUUGAAAAUGUUGAAUCAGUCCGAUUUGUUUUCACUCUGUAUUAGUUUUAGUUUCAGGCGUAGCCGAUCCCCAUUCAGGUGCUAUCAGAUGACCAGUUACUGCUUAGUUACCUAGAUGUAAAGUUUUACAUAUAUAUUAAUGUCAAUAGUUUUAUUACCAGUUGUGUAAAACGGACUCUCUAGUUUAAGAAAAAGAAAAAAAGAAGGAAAAAAAAAUAAUAAUAAUUAGGUCUCUCCUGAAAUUGACUUUAGAGCAUGUAAAAUGAUUUUACUGGAUUCUGUUAAACUGUAAUCAAGGAAAAGAUAUGUAUGUUGUAGAAAAAGUUGCAGAAUUAAAAAAGAUCUGCUUUUAAUUUAUUCUUUUUGUAUUAAGAAUUUGUAUAGUUACCUUUACAUUUUGCAAAACGGUGUUGUCAACACUUCCUUAUUAAAGCAUUUUCAAAAUGAAACCUCGCCGUGGUCUUUUCAACCCCAGGAAUCCCUUCCAUGCUGAGCAGCGGGGCUGCAGGGAGCGCUGAGCCUUCCCCAGAAACAGCCCCACACACCCUGUGGGCACAGGGCUGGGCCAGAUGCAGAAGGCAGUGCUGCUGCUCUGCUGGGUUCGCUGAGUGAGAGGGCUUUGCCUUCUGCAUCGCGCUGCGACAGCCACUGCUGUGUGUCGUGGACAGCACUGAUCCCUGGCGCUUCUUAACCUGCACAGGCUCUCCAUGCAGGCCCCUCCACUUCCCAGCACAGUGCCUUCCCUUCUUCCCACCUCCUCUCGUUGCACAGGACCCUGCACUGUCUGUCUGGGAAGCUCCUUACCACCAAAAGCCCUCCGUAUCACAGGGAGACCUCAGCUGCACCAAAGCGGGUUGAGCUAGGAAAGCACCUGCCCCCCAUCCAGCGUCAUUCGUUGGGGACGAGAUCUUCUGUAGCAGACACGUGUUGGGUUGGGGCAGGGUGAGAUGGCAACGCUAAACCUGUCAGACAUCAUCCUGGCUCUGGGGAUUGGUGUGAUAUUACUGCAAGAGCUGGGGCAGCCCGCUGCUCUCCUCCAAAGCAGAGCAGCAGCUCCAGGAGUUUCAUGGCAUCGGUUCCUCUGCAUCUCCCCACCCCUCGUGGUGCUUCCUGGGGGGACCCAGACAAGAGCAGUGAUGCUGACAGCUCACACUGUGCCACCAGGACACGGGGUCAAAGAUACCACAUGUAGCUCUGUCACCACCUCCAGCAACAUCAGAAAUUGUCUCUAUCUCAACCAAGCUCAUCUUUCGUUGACUGGAUCUACCGUGGAGACUGAAUGGCAACUGGCAUCACAGGAACCCCAUUUUGCAGUCAAAAUAAAUUAGAAUCAUUGAGCUUGGAAAAGACAACCAGCCCAACCAUCAGCCCUUCCCACCGUGCCCACAGUGCCACAUCUGCCUGCUUCCUGAACACCAACAGGGACGG